AUGGGCUGUUCUGCGUCAUUUCCGAAUCAUACCACUCCUUGGAAAAAACCAACUUGCGCCCCAGGGGAUUUUCAAAUUGCUUCAGUUUCUUUAUCGCAUAACACGAAGAACACUUUACGAGAAUCAUGGAAACUCGUGGAACCAGUUAAAACCGAGACAGGAAAAGCUAUGUUUAUGAGGUAAGAUAAGCAAGUGAUCUCGACUCGGCGGCAGUUUCUCCCAGCGUUUAUGUAACUGAGCUUAGCAUGUUCUAAAAAGUCUUCUGUGCUGAAUUUCACUUUGUUAAUAUAAUUAAUUAUGCUGUUCAAGGAUGAAGUGGAAACAGUUUAAGUCUAUAAUGCAGAAAUCCAUAGUGCCCACCUUUCAAAGUGAAAGCCGUUACUAAGCAGUUUAAUUUUCCUGUGGUAUAUGUUUAUAUCUAUAGCACAGGUGUAUUUUCAGCUUUAAACCCGAUGGUGAAUAUAGUUUUUAACGUUAAGGCUUUUUUAGUUCACCAUGCUAUAGCAUAUGAUAUAGCCAAUUCAUAGAUGACGCUGGUAUAGUGUUGAUUCUUUCUCGUUGUAAAAAAUUUACUCGAAUAAAAUGAAUGAAAGUAAACCCUCAAAUCGGUUCCAUGUUUCAUUCAGGUGCCAGUAUAUUUAAAGCCGUCUGUAUUUAGUUAACACUGACGUCAGAUCACACAACAAAAUAUUUAUUUUUCGGCUCAGUCCUUCUUUAUAUUGUCAACUUUUUCCCGCUGACUUUCCAACAUAUAAUUUCUCAUAAUUUGGGUACUCUUCAACUGAUACUAGUGUUGCAAUUAGAAUCUUAACUUAAGGUUUUGUGCACCUGGAAAAGUUCAAAUGAAUCAUUUUAAGCAGGUGUCUUCAUUGACUUGUUGUAAUAUUUUACGCUAGAACGAAUAAUCAAAAGUGCAUCCAUAGGCUUAGUGAAGAAGUCCCAUUGAAUGUUACGGGAGAAAAACGUCGAAAAACCUGACGUAAUGCCUUCCUGAACGAGUAUUCUACAAGAAAAUCAAAGUAUUUUUCGACUGGUUUUGCUCGAGAGUGUUAAUACGGUUUGACCGAUAGAAAGAAAAAACAUGAAAAUGCGUAAGUCACUGAAACCUAGGAAAUAACAGUUGUUAACCAAUAUAGAUCGUUUGAUUAAACAUGGUGUGUGACUUAAGAAAAGGAAAAUAAAUGCAUGAAUAGUAAAAACAAAGUAAGGAUGUUUUGGGUUUAAUUGCAAUAUACAUAUUAAUCGACAUUUGUUAACCCUUUUCAUUACUAUUUAUGAUCGAGGAUCCACAUACGGGACAUUGAGAAAACCGAGGUGACAGUACUGACGCGUAUUUCACAUUAAAGAGAGUUCCACUUUUAAAUAGCGUUAACUAUGUGUAAAUUCAGACCAGAAUUCGUAGAAACUAAAAAAUUGAAUUGUUUUAAAAUAGCAAAAAGAAGUCGCUAUCGUAUGAUAUCACAGCCGAAAAGACUUUGGAUUGUCACAACAUACACCACUUGGUCCAAACCGUAUCAAAAGAAAGUACUGCUCAGUAGCUUUCCUUUGAAUGGUCACACCAUAGGAUUUCAUCCACAGACUCAACAGUUGGAACCACCUUGUACAGCAUAAUAAACAGUACCACAGGAAAGUACUGCUCAGUAGCUUUCAUUUGAAUGGUCACACCAUAGGAUUUCAUCCGCCUUGCGUACAGCAUGAUAAACAGUACCACAGGAAAGUACUUCUCAGUACCUUUUAUUUGAAUGCAAUGAUUACAUUUUACACCAAUCUAAAUCUAAGGAUGAAAUGUUUAACACAAUCUUCUUAUGUUCUUUAGACUUUUUAAGACUCAUCCAAACAUCCAAGACACAUUUCCUUCAUUUAAAGGCGUCAGUCUUGACGAACUUAUGAAUUCCCGCUCGCUCUAUCUUCAUGCCAACCGAGUCAUGGCUGUGGUAGAAAACGCCAUCUCCGCUUUAGAUGAUGCUGACGAGGUUGUAGAGUCUCUUACAAAUUUGGGUAAAAAACAUCAACCGUGGUCACUCACACAGGAACACUUCAGGGUAAAUCACUUUUUUGCCGUUAUAAUACCAUUCAUUUUUGCUAUUGCCCAUUGGAAAACAUUUAAUUCUUUUGUAAACAUGUAAGCCAUAGAAGAAAUUUGCUCUUAUUUAAUUAAAUUAUUUCCUUGAUCCUCGCGCCUCUUUCGAUGCAAUUUGAUAAUAACUGGACCAUUUUUGGCCGUAGUAGACUUUCAGGCUAUUUAUAGAUACAUCUAUUGUGCCGAAAAAACCCAGCCAAUCAGGAAAAGAGCAUUAUUUCCAGAAAAUUGGUGGAUGGCAAAGUAUAGAAAAGUUACUUAAACCCAUAUAUUGGAUAGUAGCUCAGCGUCCACCCAAGUUAAGAGUCAUCAAAAUCAAGCAAAGAACAGAUUCUAUUUAUGACAAACAAGGUAAAUGUUAGUGAGAAAAGAGCAAUCUAGUUGUGUCACACUUCUUCAGUGACUUAGUUUCAAAGGCGCGCAAUCUCGUAAUAGCUGUUGAAGGAAGCGAUACUGUUUCCAAAACAAUCUCAGUGUGUACUUUGACACAAGACAGAACUUCCAGGGUGAUGAGAUCUUGCUUGAAAAGUAACUUAAAUAUUUUCGUUCUUCGAAAUCGUCAGGUUCUGGGUGAUGCACUUUUGUGGGCGCUACAGGAAAUGCUAAACACGGAGUGCACGAACCAAGUCAUAGAAGCCUGGAAAGAGUUGUUUAAGUUCAUCACCAGACCAAUGCUGAAUGGUGUAGAAGGGGACGUUUUCUAG
Porites evermanni is the source of this 2784-nucleotide messenger RNA. The record is from the annotation of a GenBank genome assembly. NCBI's taxonomy places the organism in Eukaryota, Metazoa, Cnidaria, Anthozoa, Scleractinia, Poritidae.